Heterocephalus glaber (naked mole-rat) is the source of this 1204-nucleotide messenger RNA. NCBI's taxonomy places the organism in Eukaryota, Metazoa, Chordata, Mammalia, Rodentia, Bathyergidae. The record is from RefSeq and is a predicted model, not a curated record.
GGGGGAGCCAAUCCUGUUGCAGAUAGGCGGCCACGCCCAUCUCGGAAGACGCUGGGGAGAGCGUUGAAGGGCGGGUCCCAGGGACUAAAGGGACCUCGGGACUCUUUGGAGUCUGUCAGCCGGGUCAGGACCCGGGGAGGGAAGGUGGAGGUGGACCCUGACCCAGGGCUCCUCAGAUGAUUGUGCACAAAGAGAGCAUCCCAUGAGCCUGGGCUCCCAUGGCAUCCAAAGACAAAGACAUAGUGCCCUCACUGGGCUCCCCCUGGGACGCCAUCCUCCAGGCUGCCAAAGACCAGCUCCCGUCCCUGGACUCCGACUCCUCCUUGUCAGACUUUGACGAAGAGGAACCAUUCAUCUUCCAGCGAAACCAACCUGUCCUGAUUCCAGACCUGGCUGAGGAGCUGGCUGAAGACCCUGCUGGUAGAGACAAAUCUGGGACCUGGGUCCCUGGAGCUAAAAAACCUCCACCUGAGGUCUGUGGGACGCAGGCUAAGGGAACCCAUGAUGUCUGGCACCUUGCUGGCAGAAGGGAGUAUGUGUCUGUCCACAGCUCUCGGGACUCUAAACAUCAGUAUGGGUCCACAGUGCCUAAAACUGCUGGUCUAGCAUGUGGUACACUCAGUCCUUCCACCUUCAGGGACAAACCAAAGUAUUCAGGGGCCCAACUGCUAAGCAUGUGCAUCUCUUCUUCAUUGUUUCAGCAACUUGAAGAGUGGGAUUUGGAUUACAUCCUUCAGAGUCUGCCAGAGCGAGAAGACAACCAGGGAAAUUGUGCACCCAGAACCGCGUGGUGGGCAGCUGACUCCUGCCGAGGCGAAGGUCUGACUCUGAACACCGCAGCCCAAGUGAACCCAAUUGUUCGGACAACAUGUGCUUCUAUAAAGCUGGGCUUUCAGGCUGCACAGGGCCAGAAGCUUGCUGGGGGCGUGAGGCCGAAGACAGAGCCUCCUACCAUCUUCAUUGACCUGCGGCGGACAGAGCCACUGGAGCCACAAGACCAGUCCCCAGAAAGCUCCAGCCACAGCUCCUCUGACAGUGGAGAGGAGGAGGAUGAAGAUGAAUAUGAGGAAGAGGACACAGCAGCUCUAGGAGACCAUCAGGGCCCAGCACAGCAGGCAUCUCUUUCCUCCUGGGGCCUAAGGUAACCACAGGCCCGCCACCUGCCUCUGCUGCCCUGGCAUCCUGGCCCUCUGGGCUCUUAACC